AGGUGUAUAUAAAAUUAAGAUAAUUAGGAAUAAGAUUAUUAGGAAGAUUUUUUAAGAUAUCCCAGUUUUUUUUUGGUUGCAUAUUUGAUAUACUUUACGAAAUAAAUCUCGGCGGCAGGAUCAAAUACGAUGCUCUGAAAAAACGUUUGUAUUUCAAAAUUCUGUCAAUUCUGAACAGCCGAGGAUAUUUAAGAACAGGAUAUAAGAGAAUAUAUUAAUAUAUAUAUAUAUACAUAUAUAUAUAUGGGAACAUAUGAUAUAAGAGAGUAAGAUUUUCUUUUUUACCGAUCCGAACAAAUUUGAAACGGGAAACAAACGGGAUUGUACAAAGCAUAAAGUAACGAAACUCGAAUAAACCAUACGCGGAAAAAUCGUAAGGCAGAUUACAAAAGUUUCGUUGCUUUACAUUAUUCUUACGGUCCACGACAAAGGUAUAUAAAUCUUUGAGAUGGCGCCAAAAUUUGAAUUGUUUAUUGUAAACCUACACCGCGACCUCUUUUCCCUUCUCCCUUCUAAGCAAUGGCAAUGAUACCACUCCACGCACCGUACGUAUAUACACGUACACAGAUCGUGAAUUAGGCUGCAUAGGGUGCAUUCGGAGGGGGUGUGCGGUGUGCGCUGUGCGCGGACGGAUUGUCCGAUAGAAGAAAGCUAACGCCCAGCAUCCCGGCAGGUCGCGCGACUUUGCGCUUUGCGUAUCCCGUGAUAAGCAUCGAAAAGAGCGAUCAGUAUCAGUAUCAGUGCAUACGACCUCGUUCGCAAGGUCGAAUCGAGAUUUUUCGAUCGCUCAUUCGCGUUCGUCUUCGUCUUCAUCUCUCACAGCCACUUUGCGACGAUCGCGUACCGUUUCGUUCCGAAUCGCGAAUCUUUCUCGACGAUGUACGAUGGAAUCGAUCCAAAUGCACCGGAUACCCCCGGAGAUUCGCACCUCGCGCGAUACUCGCGAGUAAGUCUAACUAAUCGUAAACGCGAGAUCACCGGGUCCUGCCUAUACGCGAGAAUACAUCGACGUCGUCAUGAUGGAGCAACGUCGAUGCGAAAAGAAACGAGGAGGGUAGCGGAUUGAGCGGCAACCAAGAUAGCAACAGAGGCAACUCGCGCUCGUUUUUCCUUUAUUUCCGAGUAUCGCGAAAAGUAAAUAAUAAGCGCAGAAUUAUAAGUAAGAUUGAUCGAACGAAGAUGAAGUCGACCGUACCCGGCGUCUUUCUUUUUCUGUAUCUCUGCUGUGUGAAUUCGCCGAGUGUUACCACGAACUUGGAGCCGUUUUGCGGUGGUCAUUUGACGGAUCCUAAAGGCGUCAUACAUACGCCGAAUUUCCCCGGGCCGUUUCCGGUCCCGAUCAAGUGUCGCUGGGUGAUCGACGUGUCCGACAUCCCAUCGACCAAUAGCUCCAUCGUCGUCUACCUGACGCAGCUCUACGUCUACAAAGGACUUCGCUUCACCGAGUACGCGUACUACGAGUCCGAGACCAUGAACUUCGGAGCGGCCUUGAUGAAGGAGGUGACUGAGGGUAACGUCUUCGAGUACCGACGUCUUAGGACUUUCAGGCCAUUUCUGGUGGUCGAUUUUGAACUCGAUCGACUCGAAGGCAAUCACGUCAGAGUGUUGAACGACCUGCUCGACGUGUAUGGAUUCAAUGUGACAUACGAAAUGACCGAGCAACAUCCCAAUUCUGAAUCCUGCACUAUGCGCGAUUGUUCCUUCGCGGGAAACUGUCUCGUCACCGCGGAUUACACGUCUUUCUGGUGCGACUGUUUCUACGGUUUUAGCGGAAAAAGCUGCAACGAAGGUCCGUUAUGUUUCAAUGAUGAACAUAGUACAGUUUGUCAAAAUGGAGCUACAUGCAGACAAAUUGGAGCGGAAGCAAUGCAUUGCGAUUGUCCGAACGGCUAUGUCGGGCAUAACUGCGAAACUCGGCUUAUGGAUACUUUAGACACCGAAUGCGCUUCGGAAAAUUGUAUACUGCAAUGUCCACUCGACAAUCAGCAGCAACCGUGCAUUUGUAAAGAUGGCACGAAGAUAUACAACAAUCGAUCAAGAUACGAAUGCAGAAUCAAAUUGUCGAACGUUACGUCCCUCCGCACGGGCUUGACAUCUCAACAUGGAAGCUUGGAAUCAAUCGUCAGCAAACAGCUUGCAAAAUACUUAAGGAACUCCAGUAUCACUUUCAUGGAGGAAUUAAAAAUUCUGAACGUGACACCUACGGCCGAAGUUACGUUUCACUUCUUCGGAAAUUCCGACGAUGGGGAUAAAAUUCGCGAAUCUCUCAAUCGACUCGUACAACGUCGACGUCUCAGCGAAAUCUCAUUGGAAUCCACACACUUUACAUUUCAACAAAAACCCGCGCUUAAAUUACAGAAUCUGAGAAUUAAUCAAGUGAACGAUUACGAGAUUCAUUUGGGAGAGCAAAUCGUUUUAUCGUGCGCGGCUCAAGGAAGUAUAAAUUUUACUUGGUACAAAGAUGGCAUGUUGGUGAACACGAGCAAAGCUACCAGAGAAAUAUGCAUUAGCGAUUUGCCGAAUGACGGAUCGGACGUGUAUACGUCGGUGUUGACGAUCGAGAAAGCCACUCUGCUCGAUGCUGGUCAGUAUACGUGUCAGGUGACGGAUUGGAGUGUGCAGCAAUGCAAAAGUAUCUAUGUCGAAAUCAGAGACGAACCGGACGUGAAGGUGGUACCGAUGAGCGCCACUAUAGAAAAAGGUAGUAAUAUACAACUGACAUGUAUGACUCCUAACAUGCGUAACAUUGGCAUCGGAUUCGGUUGGACUAAGAAUCGCGCCUUGUUAAAAUUGGAGCCCGGUCAAGCAGUUUGGGAGGAUUUGUAUCCAGCGGGUAGCAUAUUAAAGGUUACUAAUAUUCAGAAAUCCGCAAUCUACACCUGCAACGUAGCACACAAAUCCAUGUCCGUCCGAGUUGAAGUCAUGAAUCGAACAUUGAUACCGAUAUGUCUCAACGGAGAAUCCUGGGGUUUGCAAUGGCCGGUCACUGCACCGGGAUCGGAGGCAUUGUUGGAAUGCCCUCCAUAUUUCGUAGGUCGACGAGUGUCCAGACUGUGCUCGAUGAAGGACGCUACCACACCCGAAUGGCAAAUGCCGGAUUUCUCAUCCUGCUUGUACGAGGCAUUGCUUUUACCCUACAAUAACUUUCGAAGUCUGAUGUUGGGUUACCAAAAUACCACGAGCUCAGACACGAUCCUCGCCUUUUGGGAGAUCUUGCGCAAGCGUACAUUGACGCUCUAUCCUGGCGAAGGCGAUCGCAUAAUGAGCAUGUUGGCGGAAAUCGAACGGUAUCAGCACAGCAUCGAUCCGUCGGAUGCAUAUAUCUCCGCGGAAGCUUUGACUCGUAUAACGAAUCGCAUAUUGAGUAACGAGCACUCGAUCUUGAGUCAAAAGAAAUUAUCGGUGCUGCUUCAGCUUACGCAACGCAAUUUAAUUCACUGGUCCGAACAAUUGAGAGAUGUGUGCAAACACCUACCCCUAUCAUCUAUGGUUGUGGAUAUUCAACAACUGCAGUCUCAUAGCGGGGAUAGUAUUACGCAUUCUCUUCACGUACCUUUGACCGAUUACGUAUAUCCUGAUUGGUACGAGGACAAAAUAACUAUACGAUUAUGGACCAAAAGGCAGCGCAAUAUAAAGUCUAACAGCACAUUUACUGGAAUCAUUAUCAUGUACAAAAAUAUGUCGCAUUUUAUACCAAGAGCAUACGUUAAGGAACUCGACGAUGGCACGGAUUUAGAAUUUCGCAUAAACUCCCGAAUGAUCACCAUCGCGAUUCCCUCCUUCGGCGCUGAUAAACACAACAAGAUCUGGGUUGAUCUGAAAAUCCGACAUUUACGAAAUCAAACGGGUUCCUGGAACACGUCGUGCGGCCUAAUGGAUAACACAGGAUCGUGGGAUCUCAAUACUUGCAUAGCAAAUACAGUAUCCGGCGAUGUAACAACGCAUUGUCUGUGCCCUACUAUGGGUACCAUUGCUGUUUUCUCGACGACUCGUGCAAUAAAAGUAGUAUUAGCAAAAACGGAGCAGACCACGUUCAUUAUAAUAUUCGGAUGCAGCAGCUGCCUUGUUCAGUGCUUGCUAUCUGCCCUGAUAUUAGGUACCUUUUGGUGGAAGCACAAAAGCUGGUUAAAUUUCUUAAAACUUCAGUGCUGCGGUGCAUUAAUCGGCGCGAUGGCAAUCUUCAUUUAUGCCGUCCACACUAAUCUCCCAGAAUCAUUUUAUUCGCUCGUAGCGAUCGGACUAGAAGCAUUUCUCCUCGUGGGUAUGUCCGCACCUAUUUCCGAGGCUCUGAUAGUAUAUGCCGAACUCACGCAGAUUCGACCGAGUCAGCAUCUUCAGCCGACAGUAAUCGCCGUGAUAACCGGUGUCCCGAUCUUGGCUGUAUUCGCGACCGAGCUAACACAUAAGAGUACUGGAUGGCGACAUGAAUCCUGGUGGCUCAUAUAUGGCAGUGGCGUCUACAACAUAUUUGUCAGCUGCGCCACGAUGAUGUUUUUAGUAUUCAUGCUAUUGUACAUGGGGGUGCUCCACAAAGUUCACACAUUAGUGGAGGAGAACGUGAUGAAGAGAGAAGCUAUAGAAACGAGAAUACGAAUAUUGCAUCGUGCGGCUAUCGUUAUAUGCGGCAUCAUUGCCAUGGAGGCAUCCUCUAUUUUCUAUAUAAAUUCAUCGUCCAUAAUCUUCCACUACGUAUUCGCGUCCUUAUCGUUUGCCCUGGGUUUCAAGAUAAUAAUUGUAUACAUCAUUAAUGGCGAGAUCGCUAUCAUUGGGCCAAUGUUGCGAAGAAUUAGAUGGAAACGCAACGUGGACGAGGAACACAUGUCAGAGCCCAUCAAAGUGUGCUCGAAAGCUGAUGCAGAUGUGGAGAAUGAUUCGGCGAUUCCUCCAGCAUCCUCUUCGAUCGUUGGCGAGAUACCGUACCGGGAGGUGCGAGGUGUCGCCGCGGGUAGCAUAGAUAUGCGCGAUUUUAUGAGUUCCGAAUCGUCGUCCGGAUACGCCAAUUCCGUCCCCGUUCCCGUGACCGGUAGAUUCCUGCCAGAGAUUCGAGUGGACCAUUCGGACGACAUCGAUCUGGAAAACUACAGUACAAGUCCGCGCAAAUACCAGGAACCACCGACUGUGUUCGUCGAUCCGAACUUUUCUGCGCGCGGUUCUCGUUGCGUCAACGACGUGGUGGCCUACAGUGGCGUCAACGAUCAUUGUAGCUUCCGUAACGAGUAUCGCGGCGACGGUAAGAUUUUUCUGCCGGUGGCGAGCGUGUCCCCCGAAUGCCCUUCGGCUAAGGUACUCUGUAGCGCCGAUGUGGAAUCGCGAUUGGGCGCCAUGCCGGACGUCACAUUGGCCGUGAAGAGCGACGUCGAAUUGUCAUCGCGGACGAACGCGGAGCUGAAGAACCGAGAGCACGUGGCGAGCGCCAUCCCGGAUAUCGCCAAUACGAGCGAACGUAAGCAGCCCGACGGCGAGGAAAAGACACCGGAAAUCGUGGUGACCGCGAUAGCUGGUGGCUGCGAUAGCACGACCAGCGGUAUGCUGGAUCGUAUCUCUCACGAUCUCGACUAUUUGCUUAAUCGCACGCACGCGAAAGAGGGAGCUUGA
Messenger RNA from Formica exsecta, 5595 nucleotides. RefSeq lists its product as uncharacterized. The record is from RefSeq and is a predicted model, not a curated record. Gene Ontology annotation, molecular function: G protein-coupled receptor activity. The coding region runs from base 1180 to 5595 and encodes 1471 amino acids. NCBI's taxonomy places the organism in Eukaryota, Metazoa, Arthropoda, Insecta, Hymenoptera, Formicidae. The transcript is spliced from 22 exons. Gene Ontology annotation, cellular component: membrane.